This is a messenger RNA of Linepithema humile (Argentine ant), 891 nucleotides long. RefSeq names its product protein dpy-30 homolog. The record is from RefSeq and is a predicted model, not a curated record. NCBI's taxonomy places the organism in Eukaryota, Metazoa, Arthropoda, Insecta, Hymenoptera, Formicidae.
UUAUUAUUAGCUUACAUGGAGUCUACUGGACUUAGCACAGAAACUUACCCUGAUAUGGAUUUCUACUACUGUCUUAUUGACAGAACACUUUACCGACUUGUAGCAACUUAUCGCGGUGUGAUAGAUGGCGAUAGUUCGAUAUGGUUGGUAGUGACGGUUGUUUACACGAUGGCGUCCGGCGGUGAAAACGCUACUGAGGAACGGACGGAAGCGUCAACGCCGGCUCAACCCAACUCCAAUGCCGCAUCUGAGACGACUAAUAAAGUAACAGGGAUGGAUAAAGAUGGUGAUCUGUCUGGUAUACCAGCAAAAAAGUCUCGUGUUGAUGUGCAAUCUCUUCCUACCAGACAGUAUUUAGAUCAGACAGUAGUACCAAUAUUGCUGCAAGCAUUGUCCUGUCUGGCUAAAGAAAGACCUGCCGAUCCUAUAAGCUUCCUUGCUGGCUAUUUACUGAGAAACAAGAGCCAAUAUGACAAUGGUGCUUCACCACCAACCAGUCAGUGAAUGCUUCCGUGUCCACGUGCGUGUUUUGUGAACAUUUUUACGUAAGAAUCCUUUUUGAUUCUUCAAGGACAUAUUAUGGACUUGUGUAUUUUUAUAUGAAAUAAAAAUGUAUUAGCUUUCUAUAUUAUAAGUGCAGUAGUAUUUAGGAGGAAUAAUAUGGCGUUAUUCUCCAAAGUGUAAUAACGCAUUUGAAACAUUGCAAUUAUUUCAAAUACGUAUUGUUUUUUAAAUAAUAUUUUAAAAAUACUAGUUACAUCAAAAUCAUUUUAAUAGUGAUAGCAAUGAUGGGAUUAAUAUUAAAUUGAAAUCGAAUCGUAAUAUUUGUUAGGAGAAGUCAUGCUAGUUUUUCUAUGCAAUCGUUUAAAUAAAGUAAAGUCGAUAAAUGAA